Molecule: messenger RNA, 1621 nt
Organism: Dama dama (fallow deer)
Lineage: Eukaryota; Metazoa; Chordata; Mammalia; Artiodactyla; Cervidae
Gene: RASSF7
Product: Ras association domain family member 7
Exons: 6
Coding region: 120-1199 (359 amino acids)
Biological process (GO): signal transduction
Source: RefSeq, a predicted model, not a curated record
GGGCGGCGGGCCGGGGCGCUCCCGCGGCGCUGGAGGCGGCAGGUUGCGGCGGCGCCCGGAGCUUGGCAGCAGCCAGUCCGCGUCCGCAUUCCGAAGGCCGGUGAGCGUCCAGGACAGGCAUGCUCUCAGGACUGGCGGCCAUGGAGCUGAAGGUGUGGGUGGACGGCAUCCAGCGCGUGGUUUGUGGGGUUUCAGAGCAGACCACCUGUCAAGAAGUGGUCAUUGCACUAGCCCAAGCCAUAGGCCAGACAGGCCGCUUUGUGCUUGUGCAGCGCCUCAGAGAGAAGGAACGGCAGCUGCUACCCCAGGAAUGCCCUGUGGGCGCCCAAGCAACCUGCGGACAGUUUGCCAGUGAUGUCCAGUUUGUCCUGAGGCGGACAGGACCCAGCCUUGCUGGGAGGCCCUCCUCGGACAGCUGCCCUCCCCCUGAGCGCUGCCCCAUCCGAGCCAGCCUUCCCCCAAAGCCUCGACCAGCACUGGACUGUGAGCCCUGCAAAGCACUGACCUUCAGCCUGGGGUGCCCUGGGCAGGCCCCCGGCCCUGUGCCACCCGAGCCUCUAGCUCCUGUAGCGCCGGUGCCAGGCUGCUGUGCAGACCUGCAGGGCCUGGAGCGAAGGGUGCGCAGGAACGCAGCAGAGCUGGGCCAGGAGGCCUUCUGGGAGCAGGAGCUGCGGCGGGAGCAGGCCCGGGAGCGUGAGGCACAGGCCCGCCUGCACGCACUGAGCGCAGCUACGGCUGAGCACGCGGCGAGACUGCAGGCCCUGGACGCCCAGGCCCGCGCCCUGGAGGCCGAGUUACACCUGGCUGCAGAGGCCCCUAGGUCCCCCUCGCCCACAGCGUCUGUGGCUGAACGCCUGCGCCAGGACCUGGCUGCCCAGGAGCGGCAAAGCAUGGAGGUGCAGGGCAGUCUCGCCCUGGUGGGCCGGGCUCUGGAGGCUGCCGAGCAUGCCCUGCAGGCCCAGGCCCAGGAGCUGGAGGAGCUGAACCGGGAGCUGCGUCAGUGCAACCUGCAACAGUUCAUCCAGCAGACGGGCGCAGCGCUGCCCCCGCCCCCACGGCCCGACGGGGACCCCGCUGGCACUCAGGAUCUUCUGCCUCCAGCCAGAGAAGAGCCCCUCAUGGGAGGCCCCCGGAGUCCGGCCCUUGUGUCCAGCCUGAGCCCAGAGAUUGCCCCCAUGAGGCAGAACUCCUUGAGGUAGCAGCUCUCACCCCAGAGUGGACGUCCACAGCCAAGGCCUGCCCAGCCUGGAUGACAGAGGCGAGCCCGUGGUCACAGAGGACUCCUUCCACCGUGCAGUGGGAAGCCCUGGAACCUGGAGCCUGAGAUGGGACACCUUGGAGCCCUAGGAUUCUUGCCGCAGGGUGCACAGAAAGGCUGAAAACUCUUGUCCUAGUCUUUAUUAAAUCUGCCAAGACCCUGGAGAAGCUAGGGGCAUGGCCAGCCCUGAGAUCAUAGCCUCCAAAGGCCACAGCUCUUUGUUGGGGACAGGAGGUGCACAGACCCUGUGUUCAACCUAUGGGUAUGUGCUUACAUGUGGGAGGUAUCCUUGCCCACAUCCAUGUGUACACUGGCUCCCUACCCCACCAUUAAAACCUCAAUAAACUGCCUCCCAUGGCUUGA